This is a messenger RNA of Oncorhynchus keta (chum salmon), 1345 nucleotides long. Its product is annotated as src kinase-associated phosphoprotein 2-like. Lineage: Eukaryota; Metazoa; Chordata; Actinopteri; Salmoniformes; Salmonidae. The record is from RefSeq and is a predicted model, not a curated record. Gene Ontology annotation, cellular component: cytoplasm; plasma membrane. The transcript has 11 exons. The coding region runs from base 286 to 1308 and encodes 340 amino acids.
AAUUUUGUUCAGUGUGAAAAACGCAUUCUAUGAAAUACUAUUGGGCGUGCGUGCGUGCAGGUACCGCGCGGGCAGGUUAAACGCGAUGGCGGUGCAGGUGCAUCAAGAAAGCACGGAUACGGUCCGCGGUCUAUAUUUGAAUAGUGUCACUGCACUGUAGCCAGUGGUCAUUGUAUUUGAUUAGUGAAUUUAUACGGUAACUUCCCUAUCUCUCAGCCCACCAGAGCUUCCGUAUUAACUGAGUUUCUCAGUCUACCCUGGCUGGAUUUUUGACUUUGUAAAGCUAUGCGGUCAAUUCCGGAGGAGUUAACGACGCUUAUUUCAGAUCUUGAAGAUUUCCUCUUCGAUGGUCUGAAAGGAGAGAAUUUGAGUAAGAAGGCAAAGGAGAAAAGAGAAGCCUUCAUAAAGCGGAUCAAAGAGGUCAAAUCUGGAUACCCUCAAGAGUUCAACGAGAAUCGAGAUGCAGAGGACUCGGAAGAGGAUGAAGUGGAGGACAGCAACAAUGAUGGAGGGUCACUGCAUUCAGAACGCACAGAUAAGGAGGAUGAGACCUGUGAAGGUGCUCAGCAGUCUCUAGCCGUGGCAGCUCAGGACCUCCAGUCUGUCUUCAAGGCCGGGCACCUGGAGAAACGCAGGAAGGAUCACAGCUUCUUUGGCACAGAGUGGCAGAAGAGAUGGUGCGCUUUGAGCAACCAGACAUUCUACUACUACGGCAGUGAGAAAGACAAGCAGCAGAAGGGCGAGUUUGCAAUUGAUGGCUACAGUGUCAAGAUGAAUAACACCCUGCGAAAAGAUUCCAAGAAAGAUUGCUGCUUUGAAAUUUCUUCCUCUGACAAGCGAGUAUAUCAGUUCUGUGCGUCAUCUCAGAAAGAGGCAGAGGAAUGGGUGGAGCAGAUAGAUUUUGUGUUGAGAGACAUGUCAGGGGUCAUUCCAUUGGACGAGGAGGAUCAAGAGACAUACGAUGACAUUGGCGCUGUCGAGGCGGCGCCUAUUGACGAUGACAUCUACGAAGAACUCCCAGAGGAGGACAUGUCCUCUCCUCCCUUGCCCACACCUCCAAAGCCCAAGGUGGAACCACCCACGCCACACAGCAAACCCACCCCACCCACUACAGCUGCAGUGAAUAAGAUCACAGACUACCAGAACUACUAUCAGGGGAUAUGGGACUGUACAGGAGAUCAACCAGAUGAACUGUCCUUCAGACGGGAGACGCCAUCUACAUCCUCAGCAAGGUCGGUCUGGGCUGUAGGAACCAACCCUCCUCAUCCUCACUCUCACCUCCAGACAGGGAUCAUCAGCAGUCCUUAGAGGUCUAGGAUGAUCUCCUUUUCACAGGCUUACGGCU